CCGUCGCGAUCAGCCGAGUCGGGAAUGAUCGAUGCUCCCCGGUGUAGUUCGUGAGGACGAGAAGGCCGGCCGUGGAAUCUUCGCCCUGGCGGAACCAGUCGAUGCCAGCGAUGAGAAACACAGCCCCGUCCAAGAGUCGGAGAGAUACUGAAGACCAAUUGAGUCAUCCAGUCUUGUGGAUUGAAUAACUACUGGAUUCUUGGAUUUUCCGUUCAUAGCCAGCCAUUGUUGAACUAUCAGGACCACAGCCUGUGCUGACUAUGUCAGAGGACACUAAGGGUCCUACAGAGCCCUUGGUAGGGUCUGGCACCCUCUGGAAGGACCUCAGGGCACUCCUGCCUGACACAGAGGAGGAGCUGAAGCUGGAGCUCAGUGAGAAGGUGGACAGGAGCCUGACCAUGCUGCUACAGCAAGCUGUGGGGUUGUUCUAUGCAGGACAUUGGCAGGAGUGCCUGCAGGCCAGCGAGGCCGUCCUGGACUACUCCUGGGAGAAGCUCAACACUGGGCCCUGGCAAGAUGUGGACAAGGAAUGGCGCCGUGUGUACUCCUUCGGCUGCCUCCUGAAGGCCCUGUGCCUGUGCCAGGCUCCACAGAAGGCCACUGCAGUGGCUGAAGCAUUGCGGGUGUGUGACAUGGGCCUGUUGAUGGGGGCAGCCAUCCUUGGAGACAUCCUUCUCAAAGUUGUCACAGUCCUCCAGACACACCUGCUCCCGGGAAAGCAGCCUGCCUGUGGCCCCCACCAGGACGAGCCUGUUACCAAGAAGACGAGGUGUGAUGCCAACUCAGCUCCCGAUGUGGUGUUAGAGCGGGCAGUGCCCAGGCUUCGCUGUCCAACCCUGCAGUACUUCAGGAAGCACUUUCUAGUCCCUGGGAGGCCUGUGAUCUUGGAAGGAGUGGCUGACCACUGGCCGUGCAUGAAGAAGUGGAGUCUGCAGUACAUCCAGGAGGUUGCUGGCUGCCGCACUGUCCCUGUGGAAGUGGGUUCAAGGUACACAGAUGAAGAUUGGUCCCAGACCCUCAUGACCGUCAACGAGUUCAUCCACAAAUACAUCCUGAGUGAGGCAAAGGAUGUUGGGUACCUUGCUCAGCACCAGCUAUUCGACCAGCAGAGGGAGGUGGAGUUCUAUGAGUUCGAGAUCAUUCUAAUCCACAUGAUCCCAGAGUUGAAACAGGACAUCAGCAUCCCCGAUUACUGUUGCCUGGGCAACGGGGAAGAGGAAGAGAUCACUAUCAAUGCCUGGUUUGGUCCCCAAGGAACCAUCUCUCCACUGCAUCAUGACCCCCAGCAGAACUUCCUGGUCCAGGUAUUAGGAAGGAAGUACAUCCGGCUGUAUUCCCCGCAAGAGUCUGAGGCAGUGUACCCUCAUGAGACACACCUUCUUCAUAACACCAGCCAGGUUGAUGUGGAGAACCCCAACCUAGACAAGUUCCCCAAGUUUGCUGAGACCCCAUUCCUGUCCUGUAUCCUGUCUCCAGGAGAGACCCUCUUUAUACCUGCUAAGUAUUGGCAUUAUGUGCGUUCCCUGGACCUGAGUUUCUCAGUCAGCUUCUGGUGGUCAUAGCCAGGGCCAGAGCACAAAGGAUCCACUGGGGAAAUACCUCACCAAAGGAAGUGAGCCAGGUGGGAAGCCCUGGAUGCUGCUGGAGUCCACAAGUCCCGUCCCCCCAGAUACUCUCUGUAGGACACAUUGUAUGCAGAGCUGCUGUGUGUACCCAGGCCAUCCCGAUUAUGGAUGCAUCUUUUCCUUGUAAUGUACAUUUUUUUUCACUAACAUAAAUAAAAAU
Molecule: messenger RNA, 1785 nt
Organism: Arvicola amphibius (Eurasian water vole)
Lineage: Eukaryota; Metazoa; Chordata; Mammalia; Rodentia; Cricetidae
Gene: Kdm8
Product: lysine demethylase 8
Exons: 10
Coding region: 261-1562 (433 amino acids)
Cellular component (GO): nucleus
Molecular function (GO): histone H3K36 demethylase activity
Source: RefSeq, a predicted model, not a curated record